Lasiosphaeria miniovina is the source of this 3615-nucleotide messenger RNA. RefSeq names its product RecF/RecN/SMC. Bases 1 to 3615 code for a protein of 1204 amino acids. The record is from RefSeq and is a predicted model, not a curated record. Gene Ontology annotation, cellular component: mitotic cohesin complex; chromosome. The transcript is spliced from 4 exons. Gene Ontology annotation, biological process: mitotic sister chromatid cohesion. Lineage: Eukaryota; Fungi; Ascomycota; Sordariomycetes; Sordariales; Lasiosphaeriaceae. Gene Ontology annotation, molecular function: protein binding; ATP hydrolysis activity; cohesin loader activity.
AUGCAUAUCAAGCAGAUUAUCAUUCAGGGCUUCAAAAGCUACAAGGAGCAGACCGUCAUCGAGCCCUUCUCCCCCGGCACCAAUGUCAUCGUAGGCCGGAACGGCUCCGGAAAGAGCAACUUCUUCGCUGCCAUCCGCUUCGUCCUCAGCGAUGCCUACACCAACAUGAGCCGCGAGGAGCGGCAGGCGCUCCUUCACGAGGGUUCUGGGUCUGCCGUCAUGUCGGCCUAUGUCGAGAUCAUCUUCGACAAUACUGACAAGCGCUUCAGCGAGCCAGGCGAUGAGGUUGUUAUACGAAGAACAAUCGGUCUCAAGAAGGAUGAGUACUCAGUCGACAAGAAGGUGCAGACCCGGACCGACGUUCUGAAGAUUCUCGAGACCGCCGGUUUCGCCAAGGAGAACCCCUUCUACAUUGUUCCCCAGGGACGCGUCUCUGCCAUUACCAACAUGAAGGAGGCCGAGAGACUCAAUCUCUUGAAGGAAAUCGCAGGGACAAACACCUAUGACGACCGCAGAAUACAGUCUCUCAAGAUCAUGGCCGAGACUAAUAGCAAGCGGGAAAAGAUCGACGAGCUCCUGGCCUACAUCUCGGAGCGUCUGGACGAGCUCGAGGAGGAAAAAGACGAGCUCCGCGAUUUCCAGGACAAGGACAGGGAGCGUAGAUGUCUCGAGUACGCGCAUUGGCAUCGCCUGCAAGAGACAAACGCCGCGACCCUGGAGCAGAUUGAGGAGGCUAGGCAGGGAGGCGCGGGCGCGUCGACUAAGGAUCGCGCGCAACUGCAAAAGGCUGAAAAGGAGAUUGGCGCCUUGGAGCAAAUGUCGCACGAGCUACUGCAAACGCUAAAUCUGCUGGCCAUAGAACGCCGCCAGCUCGACGAUGACCGGAAAGACACGGCCCGCGCGCAAGCGAAGGCUGAGCUGAAGGCGAAAAACCUCGACGAGACGCGCCACGCGCGGGAGCAGGAACAGCGACAGCAGGAGGCAGAGCUGAAGGAGGUGAGGCGAAAGAUACAAGUUGCCGAGUCGGAGCUCGCCAAGAUCAGCCCCGGCUACGAGAAGUGGAAGCGCGAGGAAGCCGAGGUGAAGGCGCAGCGAGACCUUGCCAGCGCCGGGCGUACCCGUCUCCUGACCAAGCAGACUCGGAGUACUCAGUUCAGAACCAAGGCCGAGCGUGACAAGUACCUCCAACAGGAGAUCAACGAAAUCACAGCAUCUCUUAGCUCGCAAAAAGCCAUUGAAAUAGACGCAAAGGAGCAGGUUAAGGGUGUCGAGGCUUCUAUCAGCGACCUAGAGAAGAACAUCCAGGCCAUCCGGGAGAAGAUUGAAGGCUAUGGCGGAAACCGGGUCGAGCUCGCCGAGAAGCUCACCAAGGCCGAAGAGGCCAGAGAGCAGCUAGUCGAGGAGCGGAAGAGACUUCAGCGCGAAGAGGACAAGCUCAAUUCCCUGAUAGCGAACACUAGAAAGGAGCGGGAUCAAGUUGAGAAGGAUCUGUCGCACUUGAUGGACUCGGCGACGUCUAAAGGUCUUGCGACGAUCAGACGAAUGAAGCGAGAGAGGAAUCUUCCCGGCGCCUAUGGAACUCUAGCCGAGCUAAUGGAGGUGCCGAUCGAAGCCUACCGGUUGCCUGUCGAGCAGGUCGCGGGCAACAGCCUGUUCCACUAUGUGGUCGACAAUGAGAAGACAGGGACGAUGCUCUCGGACCAUCUCUACAAGUCUUUUGGCGGGCGGCUCACCUUUAUGCCUCUAGAGCAGCUACGGGCAAGGCAGGUGAAGAUGCCCAGGGCGUCGGAUGCCACACCGCUCAUCAGCAAAAUUGAAUAUGACGCCAAGUUUGACAAGGCUUUCCAGCAAGUAUUUGGGCGCACCAUUGUCUGCCCCAAUCUUGCAAUUGCCUCCCAGUACGCUCGUACUCACGGCCUCGACGCUAUCACGCCGGAAGGCGAUACGGCUUAUAAGAGGGGCGCCAUGACUGGCGGCUACGUCGACUCGCGGAGGUCACGCCUUGGGGCAGUGCACAAAGUCAACGAACUACGAGAUCUGUACGACCAGCAGCUCACAGAUGUCGACAAGAUCCGCAAGCAGAUCGAGAUAAUAAACCAAAAAAUCACGAGCGCGAACGGCGAAGAGCACAAGCUCGACCAGCAAAUGCGCCAGUUUGAGCACGGCUUCGAGCCUCUCAAGGCCGAGCUGCGGAGUAAGAAUGCGCAGCUGGAGCGUGAGCGGACCCAUCUCGAAGACACUGUGCGGCGCCGCGCCGGGGUGGAGAAUAACCUCAAGGAGCUGGACGACAUAUUGGCGGCCCAUCAGACCGAACUGGCGUCGGAGUUUAAGAAGGCCCUGUCUGUCAGCGAGGAGCGCCAGCUCGAGGAGCUCACUGCCGAAGAGCAUCGGCUACAGCAGCAGCUGAAAGACCUCAGCAAGAAGCGGAUGGAGCUGGAAGGCCGCAAGCGGCUCCUAGAGACUGAGCUGCACGCCAACCUCCGGCCGCAAGAGGACCAGCUGCGGAGUCAGGCCUUUGAGAACUCUACUGCCGGUGGCAGUGGAAGCUACAAGGACGCCCUAAAGGAGCUCAAGAAGGCGCAGAACGCCGCAGCCGAGGUCGAAAGACAGCUGCUGGAGAAUGAGGAGAAGAUGGAAGAAGCAAGCGCCGAGCUGGCCAAGCUUGAGGCCCAGAAGGCCCAGAGAGAGCAGGAGCUGCAGGAGCUGCAAAAGCGUAUAGACCAGUACCAGAAGAAGAUGGAGAAGAACAUCCAAACAAGGGCCCGCCUGAUUAGCCAAGCAGCCGAGUAUACCAAGAACAUUAGGGAUUUAGGUAUCUUACCCGAACAAGCCUUUGGCAAAUACGAGAAGAUGAAAUCUGAACAGCAGAUUGAAUCGAAGCUCCGCAAGGUCAACGAGGCGCUCAAGAAGUACAAGCACAUCAACAAGAAGGCCUUUGACCAGUACAACAGCUUUACGACACAGCGAGAACAGCUACUCAAGAGGCGGAAGGAGCUCGACACGUCGCAGUCGUCGAUUGAGGAACUGAUUGAGCAUCUCGACCAAGCCAAGGACGAGGCAAUAGAACGGACGUUCAAGCAGGUCUCCAAGGAGUUCUCGACCAUCUUCGAGCAGCUUGUGCCAGCUGGCCACGGGCGGCUGGUGAUCCAGCGUAAGGGCGACAGUGGUAAGAACCGCAAUGCCGAAGAGUCGGACGAGGAGCCGGCCACCGGCGUGGAGAACUACACGGGCGUCGGAAUCAGCGUGUCGUUCAACUCCAAGGUCAUGGACGAACAGCAAAAGAUCCAGCAGCUGAGUGGAGGUCAAAAGAGCAAGUACCCCUGUUUAUGCGCGCUCUGCCUCAUUUUCGCGCUGCAGGCGGCCGAGUCGAGCCCGUUUGUCAUCUUCGACGAGGUUGACGCCAACCUGGACGCACAGUACCGGACGGCCGUGGCCAGCCUGCUCGAGUCCAUCUCGGAGACGCAGAAGACGCAGUUCAUCUGCACCACGUUCCGGCCCGAAAUCGUCCUCGUCGCCGACAAGUGCUACGGCGUCACCUUUCACAACAAGACCAGCACCAUCGACUGUGUUCCCACCGAGGAGGCGCUGAACUUUGUCGAAGGCCAGAAAAAGUAA